Messenger RNA from Camelus dromedarius (Arabian camel), 2671 nucleotides. It is a transcript of the gene CD244, whose product is annotated as CD244 molecule. NCBI's taxonomy places the organism in Eukaryota, Metazoa, Chordata, Mammalia, Artiodactyla, Camelidae. Bases 415 to 1512 code for a protein of 365 amino acids. The transcript has 9 exons. The record is from RefSeq and is a predicted model, not a curated record. Gene Ontology annotation, molecular function: MHC class I protein binding. Gene Ontology annotation, cellular component: external side of plasma membrane. Gene Ontology annotation, biological process: natural killer cell activation involved in immune response.
UGGCUGUUAGGCUUCCCUGGAGUCCUCUUCAUCUUGCCCGUAAGACGCAGAGAAUUGGAAAAUUGCUUGGGCAUCUGCUGUUUUGAACAAAGCAGCUGGACUGGGGUAGAGCUCAGGACAAGAUUUUGAAGCUGGUUCUGAGUCACUGUGAACUCUGAGCACCCGCCCACGAUGCAAUCUUCACAAGUUUAGCUUGUGGGAACUGUCAGACCAGGUCCAGGGACUGGGGCUUCCUCCAGGCCUUGUUAGCAUUCAGUUGAUGAGAACAGCCUCAAGUUGAGGAAACUGUGGCUGGAGCCCGAUAGCGAGGCAGUUCUGCUCCGUGUCACCCUCCGGCUGAUGGGCGGCUGCUGAGCCUGUGUGGGGCAGAGCAUCUGCAGGGAGAGGAGCCGGCCUGACUCCCCGUCUUGCAGGAUGUUGGGGCAAGCGCUUGCCCUCACGCUCCUCCUGCUCAUCACGGGGCACCAGGGCCAAGAUUCUGCUGAGCAUGUGGCUGGACUCUCAGGAGAAUCUGUCUGGUUACAGCCCCUCAGCACACAGAUGAAAACAUACUCUGUUCAUUGGAAGAUGAAGCCGCCCUCAGAUUUAAGCUAUCUGAUACUUUAUUGGAAGAAUGAUUCUGGUGUGAUCCAUGUGGAGCAGCCUUCGGAUCGUUUCAAAAAUAGACUCAAUUUUAUGAUCGAGGACCUAACUCUUCACAUCAAGGCAGCUCAGCAGCAAGACAGCGGGCUCUACAGUGUGGAGGUCACCAGUGACACUGGGAAGGUUUGGAGACAGAAGUUCCAGGUUUCUGUAUUUGAUCAUGUUGAGAAGCCCAGCCUGCUGGAGAAGAAAAAGACCCUGGACAGAGGGAUGUGCCAAGUGACUCUGUUCUGCUUGGUCUCCGGAGGUGGUGAUGUUGAUGUGAGCUAUACUUGGUAUAAAGGGACUGAGCUGAUCCAGACACCAAGGAACCUCACUGAACUGGAAGUGCAGAUUGAUGCUGAUGGUUUGCAUAUAUAUACCUGCAAUGUCAGUAACCCUGUCAGCUGGGCAAACCACACCCUCGAACUCACCCAGGGCUGUCAGAGUGGCCACCGGAACUUCAUCCUUCUGACCGUAUUGGUGAGUGUCGUGUUUCUCUUAAUGGCAUUGUUCCUCAUCACCUUCACCUGCUGGAGGAGGAAGAGAAAGCAGUCACAGACCAGCCCAGAGGAAGUUUUGACAAUUUAUGAAGAUGUCAACCACGUGCAAGUCAGGAGACAGCAAGAGCAGAAGCCAAACUCCCCUGGAGCAGGGAACACCAUCUACUCUGUGAUCCAGUCCCAGUCUUCUGCUUCCACAUCACAAGAAACUGCAAAUACAUUGUAUUCAUUAGUACAGUCUUCUUGGAAGUCUGGAUCCAAGAAGAGGAGCCCCAGCCCUUCCUUCAGUAAAACUAUCUAUGAAGAGGUUGGAAACAGAGCAUCCAAAGCCAAGAACCCUGCUCGACUGAGCCGCAGGGAGCUGGAGAACUUCUGCGUCUAUUCCUAGUUACUGCAGCCAUUAUCCCCUCUCUUACAGCCCAGCUUCUGCUUUGGGAACCAGUCCAAUGGAUGAUACUGCAUGACUCUCUGGAACAAUUCCCAGUCUGGAGAGGAUACAGGAGUUUGUUCAUGGUCUAUAUUUUGCUUUGAAAAUGAUUUCUAACAGCCAGUAUAAGAGCAAGGCCGUAAAAUAGUAUCUCAACUUAACAGACCGGACAAGAGUGGGUAGAGGUAUUGGGUAGUUCACAAAAGACCACCCAGAAAGUCCAAGUACUGGUCAUCUUUUAAGUGCUGUGCAAAUGUUUGGUGGUGUUAUUAUUAGCAUACAGAUUCCCUUCCCCUGGUUUCCUAAUUUGUUAUAUGUCUUCCCUCCUCUCUAAUCAAGGAUGACCACAUUUCUAGACCCUUCCCUUGCCCAGGCCAUCUUUCAAAGAGGAAGGAAAGAUAAUGGGGACUCAGAGGAAGAGAACCAGCCCCCUCUGUGAAAGUGGACAAAAUAGCUUUAAGCCAGCUGGCAGGUUCCCCAAAGGGGCCAGGCUUGGGCUUUACCCAAACACAGAGGAAAAACUCCUCCACCACAUAUUAAGCCUUUACUUCUGGCCAGGUGGUCACAAAGGAGUGUGGACAGGAAUGAAACUAGACGGUGCAAAGCAAGCCCAUCUCUGAGUGGGAAAACCAGCCAGAGCCCAUGCCAUCUUGAUAAUCUGGCCGUGGGACAAGUUUUGUCUAUAGUAUGAUGUUUGAUUUACAGAAACACAUUAUUAGGAAUCUACUUUGGUUUCUUUACACAUUCUUCACAGUCAGAAACAAUACUGUAUUUAGGUUCUGAGUCCACCAUGAGUGCUCCCCAUGGCACAUGAUGGAGGGAGGACUCAGACAGCUGAGUGAUUGGGAACCAGACAUUAUGCUGGGCUCCUCUGAGUCUUCAGGACAGACCCUUCCACAGGGCUGUGGGGAGCAGGGCUGAGACUCUGGCUGAACCCAAGAAAGGGAGGAUGAACUGGAAGAGAUCUUACUCAGAGACCCCAACAGGUGAUAUUGCAUGGAAUCUGAUUCUUCAAUUGCCCUACUCUGUAUUUAAUGUAUGAAUUUAAUACAAAAUUGUGUUGGUAUUUAGAAGCAGCCUGAAUUUUUUUCUUGAAUAAAAUUCAUGUGUCUCCUCUUUA